CAUCCAUCCACUGAUUCAGCGCAACUUCUGAUUCUAACACCUUUCCUCUCACGCAUAUCUCACCAGUAACUCCGUCUGCCACAAUGGAAAGAAUUGAGGAAGACGUGGCCACGACUGAGUCUGCUGCUCCAUCCGCCACCACCAAACCUGUACAGCCCAGACAAGAUGCCGCGAGACGCCGCGAGAGCUUUGGCUCUCACAACUCCCAGACAGCCAAGGAGUUCAUCGAAUCCCAGAUCCAACUCGAAGCUGACGCGCGUGAAGCCCUUCCAUAUGCCUUUGACUCCUGCACAAAAGCCCUAGGUCCCCUCCGUCAAUCCCUCUUCGCCUGCUUGACCUGCAACCCUCCCGCGACCACCCCCGAUGCCUCCUACACCUCCGCAGCCGUCUGCUACUCCUGCUCCAUCUCCUGCCACGGCGAACACACCCUCGUCGAACUCUUCAACAAGCGAAACUUCGUCUGCGACUGCGGCACCACUCGCAUCCCUUCUACCUCACCAUGCACUCUCCGAAACGACCCCAAGACGGGCGCAAAGGGCGUGCACUCGGAAGAACCGCACCCGGACAACAAAUACUGCCACAACUUUCAGAACAAGUUCUGCGGCUGCGCAGAGGAUUACGAUUCCAACACGGAGCGCGGUACAAUGUUUCAGUGUCUGGGUCUGGGCACCGUGGAGACAGGAGGGUGCGGAGAAGAUUGGUGGCAUCCGGAGUGUCUGAUCGGACUGCCGCGCGACUGGUACAAGGGCGUUAAGGAAGAGGGCGAUGCUGCUGGCGAAGAUGUCGCUGAUGACGAGGAGGAUGAAACCCCCCUCCCGCCCGGGUUUCCCGCUGAGGAAGACUUCGCCAUUUUCCUUUGCUACAAGUGCGUGGACUCCAACCCAUGGAUCAAGCGCUACGCAGGAACACCCGGUUUCCUGCCCCCCGUCUACAAGGAAGGCGGUUUCGCCAAACCAUCUAAGGAACAAAAGCCGACCGCCACAAACGAGCCCUCCGUCCAACCAACCGAAGACCAGCCCGCCAACCCCAAAAAGCGAAAGGCCGACGACGACGCUGAAGAAGCCAGCGAACCCGCGCCCAAGCGACCGAAAGAUGAACCUUCAGACGAGAUCAAACCAGAGCCCACGGACGAACAACCCAGCCCAACCACCACCCAGGAUGACACCAAACCCGAAACCACCACCACCAAAGACGCCGCCACAAACGACACUACCACCGACACCACCUCCCUCUCACCCCAACCCAAACACACCACCCUCCCGGUCCCCCCAACCGCGACAUUCUCCCUCUUCCUCCACGACGACUUCCGCGAGCACUUCUGCCGCUGCCGGACUUGCUACCCCCACCUCGCCGCACACCCCCAACUGCGCGAAGAAGAAGACACCUACGAGCCCCCGAUGUCCGAGGAUGGCGAGGACGGCCCCAACGGCGGCGGUAGCACCGGCACGGGCAGUCUGCUCGACCGCGGUGAAGCAGCAUUCAGCAACAUCGACCGCGUGCGGGCCAUCGAAGGCGCCAUGGUCUACAACCAUCUCCGGGACAAGGUGAAGGAGUUUUUGAAGCCGUUUGCCGAGACCGGCACGGCCGUCAGCGCCGAGGAUAUCAAAUCGUAUUUUGAGAAAUUGAGGGGUGAUGAUCAUUCCAUUCAGGAUGCGGCGGGGCAGGCGUCCGCUGGAAGGGAAAAUGGUGAUGAUGGUGAUGAUGGUGGUGAGGGGGAUGGUGGGCGGAGGGAACAGAGCGGGUAUUGAUUUACUGCUGCUAUUGUUGUCGCUACUGCUGGUUGAAUGUGGUUUGAUGUAGCUGGGUAUAUGAGUGACGAUAUGGUUACUAGGAGGUUCCGGAUGAGGUAUGAUUAAUGGAGGCGUUCAUCUGGUUUGCAUUUAUUUUUUAUUUAAUUCCAAUUUACCCUAAGUAUAUCGAGAC
Messenger RNA from Aspergillus heteromorphus CBS 117.55, 1923 nucleotides. Its product is annotated as putative metaphase-anaphase transition protein (Mlo2). The transcript has 4 exons. The record is from RefSeq and is a predicted model, not a curated record. NCBI's taxonomy places the organism in Eukaryota, Fungi, Ascomycota, Eurotiomycetes, Eurotiales, Aspergillaceae. Bases 84 to 1748 code for a protein of 554 amino acids. Gene Ontology annotation, molecular function: ubiquitin protein ligase activity; zinc ion binding. Gene Ontology annotation, cellular component: cytoplasm.